UAUAUAUAUACUCAUGUAUACUCCUGAGAGCCGGGUUUUCUCUCUGAUGAAUAAAAAAAUUUUUGUAAUUAAGUUUUUUUUUUUAUUUUAAAUAGACGGCCAUUGUUAAAUAUCGCGUAAUCGAUUAGUGCACUUAACGUAAAUAAAUGUACGUACGUUAAAUAUAGUAACAUGUUUAGACUACACUAAGAGCGUAAUUGUGAUAGUAAAUUUGUGUGAUGAAAUAAUGUAUUCUUAUAAAUGCUUACUGAUAAUUUUAUUUUAUCCGGUAUCAAGGCAUUCAUUAACAGAGGAUAGUUUUUUUUAUAAACAAUUAGAUGUGACAUUAGAAUGACAAUGUGGCUGUGAAAUAAGUGACGUAUGUUACUGAAAAAUAUCAAAUUCAAUGCUCAUGGCUAAAGGAAAAUUUCGAGGUUCCAAUGGGAAUAAAGCUCUGUCAUACUCAAAUGGAACUUUCAAAGGAGCUGAAGUUUUUACAACCGAAUUUGAUAUCAAUGAAACGCCUCCUAGUGCAAGAACUUUACUUACUAAGGGAUAUAUUCAAGAUGAAAUUAAUUCUUUUUCAGGCACUACUGUUUCUACUCGUGGAAGGUUUAUGACUGAACAAGAGAAAGCAAGAUGCCCUAAUGAACGUCCACUUUAUCUUUAUAUUCAGGGCCAUACGAAACACAACAUUGAUAUGGCAAUUCAAAAAAUAAAUGAAAUAAUAAAAACAGAGCAUCAAAGCUCAUUAAAUAGACCAAGUAGAUUCACAAAUGCUCCGCCGCCUCUUAUGAGUUUGCAUACAGGAGUUCCUUCAGUAGAAAAAAUAUGCAUUGGCAUUGAAAACGCUCCUCAAAAUUUUGAUUUACGCGGGCGUAUUAUUGGCACCGGAGGAGCCAAUUUAUUGUACAUAAGAGGAGAGACUGGAGCUACUGUUACUUUAAGAGGCCGAGGGUCUCAAUUUGUUGAUCCUUCCCUAGGAACAGAAUCACCUGAGCCACUUCACUUGUACAUAGAACAUCCGAAACCAGAAGCGUUACAAAAUGCGAAACAAUUAGCAAUUAAUUUAAUACAGACGAUGCAGUCGGAGUUUCAGUCAUUUAUACAACAGCAGUUACCACCAAUCCAACCGCAGCAAGUUAUAGAAACUCCACAAAUUCAACAAAUUCAACAAGCUCACUUUCAAACUAUGAAUAUUGGCGCGUUAACUCAGUCGAACGUCGUUACUAUUCAGCAUCAAGAUAUUAUACAACACGCUCAGAGUAGUGUAGUUACACUACCGGCUACAAUAUUGACAGCAACAAUGACAGGGGGACCGGCUCCUGGAGCUGGUGGACCUCCGCCACCGGGAGUACAUAUUCCAGCACAUUCUGGGCCUUUGGUACCUUCUUCACAACCUCAAGAAAUGCAAGCGUUAAUAUCACCUGCAUCGUCUGUUGGUCAAGUGCAAUUGAUCGGACCUCCACCGACCGUCAGUCAAGUUCAAUAUCAAAUCCACCCGAGUCAGCCAGUUCAUAUCCAAGGAAUCCAAAUGCCAUCGGUAUCGCAUUCUUCCACGCCACCAAUCGCACAAAUGUACGUUAUGAGCCACCCGCCACCUCAGAGUCCAGGUCAGCAUGGAUUUAUUACCAGUAGCAGUGGGUCAGUCAGCGGAGCAGUUUCUUACGUUUAUACACAACCAAAUAUCCAACGAUCUGCAUCACCCAUCGAAGCUGUCAAUUUACAGCAGCCACCACCGACUCAUCAGCCUCCACCGCCUCUGUUACAUUUACAUUUUCCUCCCCCAAAUUUCCCAGCAAAUCAGCCGCCACCCCCGAUACCCCAGACAUAUCAGAUACAGUACCAGCAAACAGGACCUCCACCGCAAGCGCAAUUCAUCUUACAGUCUGAGGAACCAACUCAGCUGCCCCAAAAUCCUGACCAUGCUCAACAUAUUUUACCAGCUCAGUAUGAGGGCCAGCCACCUCAUCAUCAGUAUCCACUGCAGGUCCCUCCGCCAACAACACAAACUUUUAUUGUGCCAAACUCUCCUUCGCCGAACCAUCAUCAUCACCAUCAACAGCAACAUCAACAUCAGCAUCAUUACCAACAGCAGCAGCAUCAUCAUCAGCAUCAGCAUCAACAUCAUCGUCAACCCCCGCUUCUAAUGGGAGUCGAGGGACAACACGAGGGAGCAAUUGAUCAAGGGCCACCUCAACCAGUGCCACCACCGCCCCAGAUGGUGCCACCGCCGACUGUUAAUCAAUUACCGAAUUCCAUGAAUAUUUUAACGACUAUGCCGCCACCAAAUCAACCACCGCAGCAAAACGCGCCCUGGCUCUAUCAAACCCAACAACCGCCACCGCAUCAAGGACAGAUACAAGUUCAGGUACCGGCACCUCAAGGGCUGCAUCAUGCGCCGCCCUCGCAAGUUCAAUCGCAUAUUCAGUAUCAUACUCAUCAAUUGCAAUGUCAAAAUGGCCAGAUAUCUACGCAAGUCCACUAUGCUAUUCAACCACCGCAUCACUUUGAAAUGCAUAAGCCGGACUCACCAGAGCAUCAUAAAGGUCAUGGGGUUAAAAGGCGAUUUACUGACGUUGAGGGACUUCAGGAGGCACCUCCUUAUCAAUGUGGCCCGCCGCCUGUACAACGUCACGGAAAUGGACAGCAGCAACUGAUGCACGUUCAUCCCUUAGGAGGUAUCGGUCAUCACCACGAAGAUGGAAGUCAGCUGCUAAUUCAUCCAGGUGAGAAACGGCAUUUGGAUCAAUCAGGAUCGAAUUCAGGCAAUGAUCAAAAUUUCGCUGGAGACUGUGGCCCAGGGCAGCAAAUUCCACCGGCCCCCUUGCCGUGGCAAUCUCAUCACGUUCGUGUUCCUUGGUCUCGACCUCCACCUCCACCGCCACCUCCACCGCCUCCUCGAGAGGGAGAGCACCACGUGUUGUAUCCAGUGCCACCACUACCAACAAAUAUGCCGCCUCCCCAAAUUAGGCCGAGAGGGCAAAAUCAACAACAACAGCAACAACAAGACGUCGAUCGAACUAGAUCUCCUGUCCAAGGAGCGACUAUGGAGCAUCACAUGAAUGUCGAGCAUAAUCAGCUGGCUCCUUAUUCGGCUAAGCCGCCACCAUACAAUUCACUACCAUUAAUGCAGUCUGUCUGCAGUGCACCGCCACCACCACCACCAUUACCACCACCGCCACCACCACCACCCCCAUCUCAUCAUCAUCAACAACGACCUCAAUACCAACCGGUCUCACAAGGACAUCAACCCCCGGUGGCUUGUCCUCCAUGGAUCAAUUAAUUGUAUCUUCAUAUUGGCUCACUAGACAAAGAUUAAAUUUACUCUGGUAAAUUAUGAUCUUUGCUUCAUUAACCCCAUCAUCAUAAUUAAAUAUUUGUCUGUGAAAAUUUUAUCAAUUGUCGUUACAAACUAAGGAGCCUUGAUGUUUAAUUAUUUAUAUUUAAAUUAACUGUAGCUCAGGUAUUGAAACAAACAAACAAUUGUAAAGUUCAUUUUUAUCAACGAAAUGCAUCGACUAAAGCGCGUCCAAAAACAUUUAUCAUUUCAAUAUGUAAUAUAUAUUAUAACCAAUUUAAAUUUAUUGUGUACAGUUUAAAUAAAAGUUGUUUC
Molecule: messenger RNA, 3595 nt
Organism: Microplitis mediator
Lineage: Eukaryota; Metazoa; Arthropoda; Insecta; Hymenoptera; Braconidae
Exons: 14
Coding region: 386-3265 (959 amino acids)
Cellular component (GO): nucleus
Molecular function (GO): RNA binding
Source: RefSeq, a predicted model, not a curated record